AUGAUGUUGUUCAAAGUUGUUUUCGCAACGGUUGCACUAUGUGCAUGCAUGGUCAUGGCUGCCCCUCUCGACAAACGAACCAACGAUGAUGAGUAUAUGCUGGUGACCAAGACCCAAACACUUCUCGUUCACAAGGGAAAUGGUGGAAAGACUAAGACGGUCACGAAGACGAAGACGAAGACUGAAUACGUGACUGUUACUGCAGACUGCGCCACAACCUUGGCCACUGAUACGUUCACAGUUCCAACUGAUACGACCACCGAGACCUUGCCUACCCUUACAGACACCUCCCUACCCACCCUUACAGACACAUCUCUGUCUUCAGACACUCUUACUGCGACCUCGACAACCACAGCGACUGACACUGUUCCGACCGACACUCUGACGUUAAGCAUUACUACCAACACAGACACCCUUACCUUGACCGAUGAUCCCAUCACUACCACCACCACUACCACCGGAGAUUUGACCACUACCACAACUGCGGGUUCAACACUCCCAACCUUCCGCGCCCGUAGCUGGUUCUGA
Rhizoctonia solani is the source of this 528-nucleotide messenger RNA. RefSeq lists its product as uncharacterized. NCBI's taxonomy places the organism in Eukaryota, Fungi, Basidiomycota, Agaricomycetes, Cantharellales, Ceratobasidiaceae. The transcript has 5 exons. The record is from RefSeq and is a predicted model, not a curated record. Bases 1 to 528 code for a protein of 175 amino acids.